AUGUGCCAACCCACCUGCCUAACCCCGCCUUGCCCCCAAUUUUCCCACGGUCGCUACAUCCACUCCGAUUCCUGCGAGUAUACAACCUGUGCCUACCUGCUCCCCGGUGCCGAUCUGCAAUUCUGUCCCGCGCUUCAUCUUCUCCCCCGACGCCAUCUACACGCAGCGAGAAACCUGCAAAUCAAGAUAAGUGUCUUGAGCAGUAGCGGUGAGGACGCUCAGAGUUCGUCGGGGCCGAUAGUGGUUAGCAAAUUCUCCUGCAAGGGCCGCGAUCCGGUCAUGGUUUGGCGGAGGCUGGCCAGUUUGGUCGAGGAGGUUGAUCAGGGGGCCGAGGAGAGUGGGAAUGAUAGCGAGGGGAUAAGGGAGGUGAAACUAGAUUUGGGGGUUGCGAAUGCGCGGUACGCGGAUGUGGUGGCGGUGCUUCGGGUGCAUGUGAAGGGUGAUGCAACCGAGGGCCAGUCGGCGGAGGAGUUGGCGGCGUUGGCGGAGAGGUUUGAGCGGUUGAAUGGAUACUUCCUCUCUGGGAAGCGCUAG
Pseudomassariella vexata is the source of this 534-nucleotide messenger RNA. RefSeq lists its product as uncharacterized. Bases 1 to 534 code for a protein of 177 amino acids. The record is from RefSeq and is a predicted model, not a curated record. Lineage: Eukaryota; Fungi; Ascomycota; Sordariomycetes; Amphisphaeriales; Pseudomassariaceae. The transcript has 2 exons.